Messenger RNA from Trichophyton benhamiae CBS 112371, 372 nucleotides. RefSeq lists its product as uncharacterized. Lineage: Eukaryota; Fungi; Ascomycota; Eurotiomycetes; Onygenales; Arthrodermataceae. The transcript has 2 exons. The coding region runs from base 1 to 372 and encodes 123 amino acids. The record is from RefSeq and is a predicted model, not a curated record.
AUGGAGGAGACAAGACAGAGCAAGCAAAGGGUGGAAUGGGAGACGAGAUGGGAGAGAAAAGACUCCAUCGUGAUAUGGCAGCAGCAGCAGCAGGUGCCAAGGGUGCCAGAAGCGAGAGGCGAAACGGUGGAACCGCCCAAGCUAGCGGGCGAUGGGACGGAGGAGGAGGAAGACGCAGAUGCAGCCAGCAGCAGCAGCAGCCAGAAAGCCAGAGAGCCAGAGAGCACGCAGGGAGUCGAAAGCGUUGAUGCUUUUCUUCUUCUGCUGCUGCUUCUGCUUCUUCUUGCAUCUCCCUCUCUCCCUGCUCGGUGCAGACUCUCACUCUCUGGCCGGUCUCUCGCAGCAAGGCUCUCUCGCAGUCUCUCGGGUUAA